AUGAGCAGCACAAACGCCUCUAAUGCCAGUCUGUAUUUUAUAUCAGAAUUACCGAGGACUGCCCAGAUUCAUCAUCGACAUCCCAUUGUCAAGCUAGAGGCUUCUUCUUCCCCCGAUUUGCCUCCGGACGCUCCUACCCAGCUAUUACAUCUCCAAUAUCUCGCCUCUCACCUCGAUCAAUUCCCCCUUGACUCCCAUUCUUCCUCCGCAGGCCCCUCAGAGCCCGCAACCCCAGUCAGCUCAUACAACGCGUCUGCGCCCCCGCUCUUUCGCUUUGGCCAAAAGCCUGGCCACAAUUAUAUGUCAACUCAGUCCUGGCCUUCCUCCUCGAUUGGUUCUCCUGAUCUCUCUGCAGGGCCAAGCGACACGAUAUACAGAACAAAGCUUGACCUCGGCGCUAUGCAUCACCACCAUAGCACCGUUGCCUUUGAUGAGUAUGAUGAUGAUGUCUCUGAGCUCGUCGACAUGGCAGGCGCGUCAACGAGCCAUGGGGGCUCGGCGCAUGACAAAUCCGUCAGACGUCGAAGCAGCAAAGCUUGUGACCAAUGCCGCAAAUCAAAGUGUAAAUGUGAACGGACUUCACCCAACGAGCCUUGUCGUUCGUGUGUCACUCUUGGAACCCCAUGUACCUUUUUGGGACCUUCUCGAAAACGCGGACCGCCCAAAGGGUAUAUCGAUGCCAUAGAGGCGCGUCUCCACCAAACGGAAGCCCUCCUUGGUAUUGUCUUGUCUUCGAGCGACGAGCGGGCACAGACCCUGCUACACGAUCUAUCACAGGAUCCUCUCGCUAAGGAAAUAAUUAAGCGAGUUGAUAAUUCGUCCUACGGCUGUCAGGGUCGCAAGCGAGGGGACAGUACAGGUGGCACCAAGCGUCAUCCUGCUUCCAGCUCUGAUUCGGCGCAUGCACAAACGUCCGGAAAAUAUACGGCAGACAAAAUCGACCUCCAAUCUACACAUCCGUCCAAUGAGUGGCAGGAUCACGUUUUGUCUAUUCUCCGUUCCGCUUCCAUGAUGCGGGGUACUCUCAUACAAGGUGACCCUGAAACCCAAAUCUCGCCGACAGAAGGCCGCGCGCAUCGAGACGUUUCCUCCGCCUCACGUCCCGCUCCCCCUACACUCCGUGUCGCUCUACCUACCGAUGAUCACAGCGACGAUGAACGAGAUCAACCCAUUCGUAGGCAGAGGCGACGCGUGGACACCGGCGAUGCUGACUCUUAUGCUUACGCCGCCGUAUCUUCCAGGGACUCCGCAUCACCCAUCUUUUUAUCUAAGCUGCCUCACGGUUCGGGAAGCUUGGGAAGGGGAUCAAGUCCCUCAUACCGACAUCAUCGCGAUAACAGAGACAAUGGCGACGGGAGACGACAAUACAGGCAGACCCCCAGCUCAAUGGAUUCAGCCAGUUCAGGUUCAGAAGACGAACUUCCUGAAGCUGUCGGUCAGCUGAGCCUGAACGAAGACGAACAAGUUCGCUAUCACGGGAAGGCGAGCGGCCUGUAUCUCCUAGGCACUACGGAACGAAAUGAUGGAAGGAAUGCCGCUGGAAUAUGGCGAUUUCCGAAAGCAAGGGUAUGGCCCCCUCUACCGGAUGCCCAUAACUCUGGGGCCCUGCAAUCGCAGGAGGACUUUCGCUCCACUCUCCCCGCGGUUGAGGAUCAAGAACAUCUCAUCGAGCUCUAUUUCACGUAUGUACACCCCUCCUUCCCAAUUAUUCACAAGAAGUCGUUCCUUGAAACUUACAAAACGGGAAUGGUCGGACCGGAAGAAACCCAUUCUCCCCCGCCGGAUCCCCAUGCGGCCUCUACCUCUACUUCGUCACCCACACCUCCGUACACAAGUCGUCGGCAACGGCGCGUGCCCGUGCUGCUUCUUCUUACCAUUCUCUCUGUCGCCUCGCGCUUCCAAACGACUGCCAACAGCAAACCACCCUAUCCCUCCGAUGGCUCAACUAUGUGGGCAGCUGGAGACGAGUACUUGGAUCAAGCAAAAUUGCUCCUAGAUAGGUGCUAUUCAAGCUCAAAGCCUGCAACAUGCCAGGCGCUGCUGUUGAUGGGCUAUCGUGAGAUUGGCAUUGGUGCCAUGGCUGAGGCGUGGACGUACACUGGUAUGGCCAUCCGCAUGGCGCAGGAUUUGGGACUUCAUCGUAGUGCUGAUGGCUGGGCGCGUGCGGAACUGGGAGGCCGCCUCUUCACUGACACUGAGCUUCAGGAAAGGAAGCGAAUCUGGUACGGUUGUGUCGUCAUGGACAAAUAUGUCUCGACGUAUAUAGGUCGCCCUCUAGCUAUAAUGGAGAGCGACUUCGAUACAACCUUGCCAGACGACGACGAUAUUGAGGAGCAUGCACUAUGGAAGCCCCACCCCUCUCAGCCAAUUCACGGCACCCCUCUCCCUCCAGUUCCCGGACGUCUCAUGACAUGCUUUAACGCCUCUGCUUCCCUCUCCAACCUUAUAGGCGAUAUCGUUGUGGGAAUCUAUGCUGUCCGACCACUCUCAAGUCGCCAUGGAGCGUUGGCUCGUCUUGAAAGGGAGCUGGACAAAUGGUAUCUUGAUCUUCCCGAACAUCUACGGUGCGACAUCGGGUCCAGCAAGCACCCAGUCCCCACUCCCCAUAUCCUUAACCUUCAUCUUCAAUACUGGUGUACUGUCAUCCUCCUGCACAGGCCUUUUAUUCGCCGCCUCGCCAAAAGCAAGCACAGCCCGAUCGACGAUGCGGGGGAGGCUCGCGUACUGGCUGAGAAGAGCUACGGGUUAUGUUCGGCUGCUGCUAAUCACAUAACAGCGAUAAUCGACGACUACAUCGAGUUUUGGUGUAUCAAACGUGGGGCGGUCUUCCUCUGUUAUUACAUCUUCACUGCCAGCCUCAUGCACAUCACGACUCUCUCGUCGUAUCCACACGACCCCCAGGCUCAGGCGGGGCUCGUCAAAUGCAUGGAUGCUCUUCGGAGGAUGGAAAUCGUGUGGCCGAGUGCUGCCCGAGCCCUUGAACUUCUUCAGGGUUCCAAGCUGAGCCUAGAACAGGACACUCUUGGCCAACUCUCGCAGACCCAUGGCCGUCGAAAACGUGUGGCGGAGUCGUGUUUGGACGACCUUUCGAACCGCAGUCGCGCCGAAACUCAAGAUUACCUGGGACUUAGGUCCUCGUUUGGUUUGCCUGGCAGUCACGCGGUCCUCCCUGGUACCGAUGAUAACGGCACUUCGAUACGAACGCCCUACUUCCCCUCCUACGAGCGCUGGACAUCGGAUACGUCGCAUACGACGAUGCCAUUCACGGGACCUUUGUCUACGUCUGUCUUACCGCAGAUGUAUAGUUCUGGCCUGGCCGAUGAACGAACCGUUACGCCCCAGAGUCGUAGUCAUUCAAGCAGUGACUCCACACACGGACACGGGCAACGGUAUCCACAAUACUGGAACGACUACUCGGCUUUCACGGCCUACAGUAACCUUCCGCAAAGCACUCCCUCCACACAGAGUAGCUCAUCUUCUAUGUAUCUACAUGACCAAUAUGGUAUUUAUGGACAUAACCCUCCUCGUCUUUAA
Molecule: messenger RNA, 3534 nt
Organism: Pleurotus ostreatus (oyster mushroom)
Lineage: Eukaryota; Fungi; Basidiomycota; Agaricomycetes; Agaricales; Pleurotaceae
Exons: 15
Coding region: 1-3534 (1177 amino acids)
Biological process (GO): DNA-templated transcription; regulation of DNA-templated transcription
Molecular function (GO): DNA-binding transcription factor activity, RNA polymerase II-specific; DNA binding; zinc ion binding
Source: RefSeq, a predicted model, not a curated record